Podarcis lilfordi (Lilford's wall lizard) is the source of this 6742-nucleotide messenger RNA. NCBI's taxonomy places the organism in Eukaryota, Metazoa, Chordata, Lepidosauria, Squamata, Lacertidae. The record is from the annotation of a GenBank genome assembly.
GGCUGAUGUGCGGGGAAGGAUCCCUGCUUGCCUGGAGGAGAAGGCUGGAUCUCUGCUUUGAGCUUGCGUGCAGCCUGCUUUCUGGUUGGCUGCUCCCAGAGGAGGAGGAAGAGGAGGAGAAUCGCUCACUGGCAGCUGCCCAGCUUGCAAAACCAAGCUGCAGGCAGGUUAAGGGAGAAGGCGGAUUGGAGGUCCUGCGAUCAGGACUGCUCACACACCUGGCAGCAGGUAAGAGAGAGAGAGAGAGGUGUGCACUGGAGGUAUCAGGGCUGAGAGUGUUCCACAUAAGCAAAGACUGCUGGACCAGGCCAGCACAUAGCUGUCAACCUUCCCUUUUUUGCGGGAAAUUCCCUUAUUCCAGCGCCAUUUCCCGCCGCUUCCCGCUGCUAUCCUGGAUUGUUAGAUAUCCCGUAGACUGUCCCGUAGGGACAAGUGAGGCUACUGAUCCCUUAUUUUCGAGUGUAAAGGUAAAGGGACCCCUGACCAUUAGGUCCAGUUGUGGCCAACUCUGGGGUUGCGGCGCUCAUCUCGCUUUACUGGCCGAGGGAGCCGGCGUACAGCUUCCGGGUCAUGUGGCCAGCAGGACUAAGCCACUUCUGGCGAACCAGAGCAGCGCACGGAAACGCCGAUUACCUUCCCGCCAGAGCGGUACCUAUUUAUCUACUUGGCACUGGUGUGCUUUCGAACUGCUAGGUUGGCAGGAGCAAGGACCGAGCAACCAGAGCUCACCCCGUCCCGGGGAUUCGAACCGCUGACCUUCUGAUCGGCAAAUCCUAGGCUCUGAUUUAACCCACAGCGCCACCCGCGUCCCUCUAUUUUCAAGGCUGCUGGUCCCUUAUUUUCAAAUCUGAAAGUUGACAGCUAUGGGCCAGUAUCCCACCGAGGCCAGCAUCCUAGGUGGCCAACCAGAUGCCCGUAGGAGGAGUAAGAAACCCUGAGGCGGCCUCAGGUUCAAAUCCCGAGUCUCCUAAUAAAAAGGCGAGAUAUAAAUGGAAUACAGUGACCAGAGACGCGCUUUGCAUGCUUAGGGUCCCUUGUUUCAUGCCUGCGGCAUCCCAAGCGAGAGAAACUUGGCUGCAACACAGCCUGGCCUCCACUGCACAAAAGGGGUAAAGCUUCUGGAAUUGCAAAUGACACAGCAAUAAACCAACCACAAGAAGACUCAAAGCCGCCCAGCCUAAUCCUGGCAAAUGGGGGGGGGGAGAGAGUAGGGAGCAAAGUCUUGUAGCUGCAAUGGAAUGCAAGAGUAAUCUGACCUUGAUGGGGAUGAAGGGGGGGGAAGGGUGUCCUCCCUACCCAUCUUAGUUUCUUGUCUUGCAUACCACCAACAGAUUACUUUGGGUACCGCCCCCCUGCCAGUAAAUAAAGUUUAAUAUUUAACCAACUGCUCCUCUGGGUCUCCUUCUGGGCUGUGUCAAAAGGUUUCUUGUUGACCGCUCUCAAAGCACCUCCAGUUUGUUUCCAUUUCAAAUAAUAAUCAUUGUCAUCAUCUAUUUUAAAAUUACCGUAUUUUUCGCCCUAUAGGACGCACCGGCCCAUAGGACGCACCUAGAUUUGGGGGGCUGGGGCGGGGGAAGCCCGAGCUUCCCCCGACGCCAGCCCCCAGAACGGGACCCAGAGCGAUGCCGUAGCUGCGUGCAGCUUUGGCAUCACUCUGGGAGCUUGCGGGGCUGGAGAAGGGGGAAGCCCUCUGCCAGCCUUCUAACCAAGUCGGGGGACAGCGGGAAAGGCACGCUGCGCCUCCUGCUGUCCCCCAAGUUUGCGGGGCUGGCGACGGGGAGGAGCAGGCUUCUCCCCCCCGCCAGCCUUCUAACCAAGUCGGGGGACAGCGGGAAAGGCGCGCUGCGCCUCCCGCUGUCCCCCGAGUUUGCGCGGCUGGCGGUGGGGCUCUCCUGAAGCCUGGAGAGCGAGAGGGGUCGGUGCGCACCAACCCCUCUCACUCUCCAAGCUUCAGCGAAAGCCUGCAUUCGCCCCAUAGGACGCACACACAUUUCCCCUUCAUUUUUGGAGGGGGAAAAGUGCGUCCUAUAGGGCGAAAAAUACGGUAAUAGUUUGCUUUUAGGGAGGGGGGUCAGGCUCCGACUGCUACCCCACCAAAAACUUUUUAGCGGUCCCCCCCCUCACCAAAAUGUAUCCGUAAAAAAUGAGUUUUGUGACACCACCCAAAAUGUGUGGGUCCUCUCCCCCCCCUUUUUCUUUUAAGGGAUUGAAAAUACUGGAGGUGAUUGGAAGAUCUUUUGCAAAGCAACUUUAAGAACGGGAGUUAUUGCCCUACCCAGUUUUGCUCAUCACUUGGGCUACUUUGACAUGAACCUGCCCUCCACUCAAGAGUUUGCCAUGGGUCUUGGUCGUCCCAAGCCCCCAAAAGUCUACCCACUCCCAGAAUAGACUGUCCUAUUGGUAUCUGUCUGUUUUGGGUGAUGAUGGAGGAGUGUGCUGUUUUUAGAUAUCUGGCUUUAGAGCAGUGCUUCUCAAUGUAUUUGGGAAUACCAAAACCCACUCUCAGUGGCCUCCCACCCGACCCUGUCAAAAGCAUUAUUCUGAAUAGCGGCUUGCACAGCACACUAAGAGAAUAACCCAAUAAAGUUCAAAGCUGUCACAGCUAAUUGCACCUUUGUUAGGGUUGUGAUACAUCCAGAAUUUCCCGGACAUACACAGAAUACUGCAGUCGAAAGCAGUGUCUGGGCAGAAAUCAGUUAAAUGUCCGGGGAAAUCUGGAUGUAUGGCAACCCAUGUCUGCAGUGUCGUAUUUGCUGCCAAUUUUUUGAAGUUCAUUUAAACUUUGGGGGGGAAAAAAAAAUAGCUCAACAACUCUUGUGUCCGGAUUUUUUCACUCUUUGAAAUAUGGCAACCCUUCCUUUGUUCAAAAUCCAAUUGAAGCUCAUUAGUUUAAUUAGUUCAACAAAACUGAUGAACUUGAUCCAGGGAUGCCAGCUUUUCAAAGUCUGAUAGUCAUUUAUGCCUCCAUGAUACAUGACAAGAUAAAAAAGAUGUUUAAAAUAAGUUUAUCAAAACGGCCCAAAGCAUUUCUGUUAGGGAUUAUAGAGGCAGAAAUCCCACCCCCAUCAAAAUAAAAAUGUUGAAGUUAUUUAUGUAUGUAAGAAUAGCAGCUAGGAAUUUAUACUUGCAGAAAUGGAACAAAGAAGUUCCAACUAAAAUGGAUAAAUAAGAUAUGUAGAACUGGCAAAAUUUACAGCAAAAUUAAGAGAAUCUAAUGAUGAGUGUUUUAUGGAAGAAUUGGUUGCUUUUUCAGACUAUUUUGAAGAAUUAUAAUAGUACAAUGAACUCGUGAGCAGGAUUUGAGCUAUGAGCAACAGAAGUAAUUAGAUUAUAAAAUAGUGGUUAUGAUUCGGUAGAUCGAAAAUAGGGUGCAGCCGAAGGGGAGAAACCACAGCUCUGGGGAAAGGCGUGGGAAGUUGACAAAAAUAAAAGAUGAAAUUAUGUUAUGACCGUUUGUGCUAAAAAUGUUGAAACUUAAUAAAAUACAAUUGGAAAAAGUAAUUUAUGCCUCCGACGUCCCCCUUGUCUCUUUCUGCCCCCCUAGGUGGUAAUAAUAAUAAUAAUAAUUAAUAAUAAUUUUUAUUUAUACCCCGCCCUCCCCAGGCAAGACCAGGCUCAGGGCGGCUAACACCAGGUAUAGAAACAAUUGAUUAAAAUACAACUUAAAACAAGAUUUAGUACAACAUUAAAAUGCAGCCUCAUUUCACUAGAAACUCAAAUCAAACAAAUUUUGGGGAUGAAAACGUCAAAUCUUCACCAAGGCCAACUAUCCAGACUGGUCCUAUGUGGGCCAGAAAAAAGCCAGGGAAGUCCCCAAAUAGGAGUUCCAUCACAGAAGGAGAAAGGAAAGAGGGGGAGGGGAUCAAGUUGAUUCCAAUCCAAAAGCCAGGUGGAACAACUCUGUCUUACAGGCCCUACAGAAAGAAAUCAGAUCCUGCAGGGCCCUGGUCUCAUGAGACAGAGCGUUCCACCAGGCCGGGGCCAGUGUUGAAAAGGCCCUGCCUCUGGUUGAGGCUAAUCUGAUUUCCUUAGGGCCCGGGACCUCUAGAGUGUUGCUAUUUAUGGACCGUAAGGUCCUCCUUGGGGCAGACCGGGAGAGGCAGUCCUGUAGGUAUGAGGGUCCUAGGCCGUGAAGGGUUUUAAAGGUCAAAGCCAGCACCUUAAACCUGACCCUGUACUCCACCGGGAGCCAGCGCAGCUGGAAAAGCACUGUGUGAAUAUGCUCCCAUGGCAGAGACCCCGUGAGGAGCCUCGCUGCAGCAUUCUGCACCCGCUGGAGUUUCUGGGACAGCUUCAAGGGCAGCCCCGCGGAGAGCGAAUUACAGUAGUCCCACUGCCCCCAAGAGGGACUGCCAAUUUAGAGGCUCCCCCUAUCCGCUUGAAAGGAGCAAUUAGUCCCACCCCAGGAAAUCCGACAAGCCGUUUGUUCUAUUUUCCAGGGAGACGAGGAAGGCAAAUUCAAGAUGGGAGAGUACCACAUUCGCAGGUAUGAAGAUCGGGACUACGAAGCCGUCCGCACGAUAUUCUCCCAGGGGAUCAACGAACAUGCUCCUGCAGGUUUCCGGCAUGUUCUCUCUUCCCCCCAGACCCACCUGUUGCUCCUGGGCGUGCUCCUCGCAACCUACCUGGGCACCUCUUCCCUUCUCCUUUCCCUCGGUGCCGUGGCUGCCCUGUUGGCCGUGGGCUGGAUUUUCACAAAGCGCCUCUGGGCGGACUAUGUGCACGAGGCCCUUGCCACGGACAUGAAGGACAUCCGCCAGACCUACCUGGUGCCCAAAGACUGCAGCUUCUGGGUGGCAGAGGCCAGAGGCGAAGUGGCGGGCAUCGUCGCCGCCACCCACCCAGAAAACCCAUCCCUGCGCGGCAGGGCACUGGAGCUGAAGCGCAUGUCUGUGGCAAAGGCGCACCGGGGCCACGGACUCGGCAAGGCUCUCACCAGGACGGUUCUCCUCUUCGCCCAGGAGCACGGGUACAAGGAAGUGAUCCUGGGCACCUCCAUGGUGCAGGUGGCGGCCCAUCGGACGUACGAGGGCAUGGGCUUCUGCAAAGUCAAAGAGAUAUGCCCCAAUACCCUCUGUAAGCUGCUGCGGUUCUACAUCUACAUCUACCGCUACGAGAUCGGAGGAUCUCGCUGACACCGGCAACCUGGGGACCAGAGGAAGGAAGGAAGAGAUUGUGGCCUGUUUGCAGACAGGUGCCAGCUAGGGAGGAAGGAGAAAGAAAGUUGAUCCGAUGAGCCUUAAAAAUGAGCCUACCUAACGUGCACUGAUUUGCCAGAGAUGCACAUACUAGCAACUGUUAGCGAAAAUAACCGGGGAUUUUUCUCAGCUGGAACUCACCAGAACUCAGUUCUGGCACCUCUCAGGUGGAUGUCAUUUCCAUUACAAAAGAACAAGAGUUCAUGGUGAGUUCUGGCACCUCUUUUUCAAGAAUAAUAGCACUGAAGAAAACCGUACAGAAAUGCCUUCCGAUUUUGCUUUGCCAAAAAUGUGUAUAUUAGGGAGAGAUUCACAACAGGAUGUUAGUGAAUUUUCAAGAGGAUUUUCACAAUAAAUGAAGGAAUGUGCAAACUGGAAAUGCUGGGAACUGAUGAGUGGGGAAAUGAAAUGAAAUACUUUAUUGUCACUUGUACAACUUGUAUACAGUGAGAUUACACGAGUACCUUCCACUCAGCUCUCUUAGUCUUAAUUCCCCUCGUUUACUAACGCACACCCACCAAACCCAAAAGUCAGUUGCCCUGUUGUUAUCUUUUCAUUCAGCAGCCUAACAGCCCAGGAUAGAAGCUGUUCUUUACCCUGUUGGUGCGACUAAUCAUGCUUCUAUAUCUUCUGCCUGAGGGCAGGAGAUCAAGAAAGUGCCGGCCAGGGUGUGAAUCAUGGCUGAGAAUUUUCCUCACUCUCCUGAGCAACGUUCUUCCACUAUUUCAUCCAGCAGAUUCACGGGACAGCCCAUAAUAUCUUGUGCUGUAUUCACCACACUCUGUAGGCACUGCCUAUCCAUUGAUGUCAAACCAGCAUACCACACCGUGAUGCAGUAUGAAAGGACACUUUCUAUUGUGGACCGGUAGAAGAUCAUCAAAUGUUGAUUGACAUCGUUCUUCCACAAUACUCUGAGGAGAUGGAGCCUCUGUUGGGCUUUCUUAACCACCUGGGUUGUAUUGAUUUUCCAAGUAAGGUCUUCACUGAGAUAAACUCCUAGGAAUUUAAAGGAAGAGACACUCUCCACACAGCCCUCCCUGAUGUACAGUGCGGCUAGUUCUCCUCUCUUCCUCUGAAAGUCCAACACCAUCUCCUUUGUCUUGCUGAUAUUAAGGCGCAAUUUGUUCCCUAGGCAUCAUGUAGAUAUUAGACUCAAACUGACAUAUUUCAUGGACUGGUUGGACACACAGGAAUAGUGGGAGGAACCAGCUGGAAAAACCCCAAGGGAAGAGGGCUCAGAGCCCAGGGAUUGGCAAUGGGAAGACCGUAAGUGGUCAGAAGGAGAAGAUGGGGGGAAGAGGUGGUGUCGGAAGCUGAGGAGGCAACAGGGCUUAGUGAGCGGGGAGAGUCUGUGGCAGAGAGAAGACCAGACUCAGUGGCAGAAGCUGAAGCAGGCAUGGGGAGGAGGGAGGCCAAGAGACAGAGAUGGUGCAAAGCCACAGGUGUCUCCCCCUCCUUCUGAGACCAGCUCCCCUCCCCACUGGUCUCCUAGGAGAGGUAUGAAAAGGGUUGAGAAGUGGGCAAUGUGGAUUGCUUGGAAAAUA